AGGCUCAUGGAACCACUGACUAUUGGGAGAGUGGUGGGAGAGGUGGUGGACAUUUUCAGCCCAAGUGUUGGAAUGAAUGUGACUUACAGCUCUAACAAGCAAGUUUCCAAUGGCCAUGAGCUCAUGCCUUGUGUCAUUGUUUCUAAACCUCGUGUAGAGAUUGGUGGGAACGACAUGAGGACUGCUUAUACACUAAUUAUGACAGACCCAGAUGCUCCAAGCCCUAGUGAUCCAUAUUUAAGAGAACAUCUCCACUGGAUGGUCACAAACAUUCCUGGUACAACUGAUGUUUCUUUUGGAAACGAAACGGUGGCGUAUGAGACCCCGAAGCCAGUAGUUGGCAUCCACAGGUACGUGUUCAUCUUGUUCAAGCAGGGACGAAGGCAGACAGUGAGGGCUCCUGCAACAAGAGACCAUUUCAACACCAGAAGAUUCUCAGAAGAAAAUGGUUUGGGCCUGCCAGUGGCUGCAGUCUACUUCAAUGCCCAGAGAGAAACCGCUGCAAGAAGAAGAUGA
Molecule: messenger RNA, 516 nt
Organism: Corylus avellana
Lineage: Eukaryota; Viridiplantae; Streptophyta; Magnoliopsida; Fagales; Betulaceae
Gene: BFT
Product: PEBP (phosphatidylethanolamine-binding protein) family protein
Biological process (GO): vegetative to reproductive phase transition of meristem; flower development
Source: RefSeq, a predicted model, not a curated record